Molecule: messenger RNA, 2602 nt
Organism: Myiozetetes cayanensis
Lineage: Eukaryota; Metazoa; Chordata; Aves; Passeriformes; Tyrannidae
Gene: NPNT
Product: nephronectin
Exons: 12
Coding region: 47-1768 (573 amino acids)
Cellular component (GO): membrane
Molecular function (GO): calcium ion binding
Source: RefSeq, a predicted model, not a curated record
CCGCCCCGGGGCCGCCUGGGCGGCCAGCGGAGCCGCCCGCCGGGCCAUGGAGCUCUCCCUGAGGCUGCUCCUGGCGUCCUGCCUCUCCCUGGGGGCGGCCGGCGAGUUUGACAGAAGGUGGCCCAGACACAUGGUCUCCUCUGCAGGACUCUGUCGGUUUGGAAGCAGAAUUGACUGCUGCUGGGGCUGGGCCCGAGUGUCCUGGGGACAAUGCCAGCCUAUAUGCCAGCCAGGGUGCAAACACGGUGAAUGCAUUGGGCCAAACAAGUGUAAGUGCCACCCAGGAUACACUGGAAAAACCUGCAACCAAGAUCUGAAUGAGUGUGGACUAAAGCCGCGGCCGUGCAAACACCGGUGUAUGAAUACCUACGGCAGCUACAAGUGCUACUGUCUGAACGGCUACAUGCUUAUGCCAGAUGGAACGUGCUCGAAUGCCCUCUCUUGCUUGAUGGCAAAUUGCCAGUAUGGCUGUGAUGUGCUGAAAGGGGAGGUGCGCUGCCGCUGUCCUUCCCCAGGGCUGCAGCUGGGGCCUGAUGGCAGGACUUGCAUAGAUAUUGAUGAAUGUGCUACUGGGAGAGUUAUCUGUCCAAGAUUUAGGCACUGUGUCAAUACUUUUGGAAGCUACAUUUGCAGGUGUCACCAAGGCUUUGAUCUGAUGUACAUUGGAGGCAAAUACCAAUGCCAUGAUAUAGAUGAAUGUUCCCUUGGCCACCAUCAGUGUGGUAGUUUUUCACACUGUUACAAUACCCCAGGAUCCUACAAAUGCAAAUGUAAAGAAGGUUACAGAGACAAUGGAACAAGCUGCACACAAAAGCCGAUGACCAGGCCGACGGCUCGACCUACACCUGAACCAACAACUCGACCUACGCCCAGACCAACGACCCAGCCUACACCUGGACCGGCAACUCGGCUGACACCAAAGCCAACCACUAGGUACGUGCCAGUGACAACAAGACCAACCACUAGAUACAUGCCAGUGACGACAAGACCAACCACUAGAUAUGUGCCAGUGACGACAAGGCCAGUAACGACGCCGGUAACGAGGCCUCCACCACCACCCCAACCUACAACGAUAAGACCUACACUGCCACCACAAAGACCUCCUCUUGUAAUAACUGAAGAACCUUCACAAGUUCCCAUUGAAACUACGCCUUCGAAAGGAAUUAUAGAUGACAACAGGAUCCAGCCAGAUCCUCAGAAACCGCGAGGAGAUGUGUUCAUUCCACGCCAGCCUGGAGUGAGCAAUAAUCUGUUUGAAAUACUUGAAAUUGAAAGAGGGAUUACUGCUGAUGAAUUUGAAGCAAAUGAUGACCCAGGUGUGCUGGUACACAGCUGUAAUUUUGAUAGUGGACUGUGUGGAUGGAUCAAGGACAAAGAUGACGACUUGCACUGGGAACCAGUGAGAGAUGGGUCAGGGGGACAGUAUCUUACCAUCUCUGAUCCCAAAGGCAAAGAAGGAAGAGCGGCACAUCUUAUCCUCCCCUUGGAUCACAUGGCUCACACCAGAGACUUGUGCCUGUCCUUCAGGCAUAAGGUGCCUGGACUGCAUUCUGGUGCCCUCCAAGUCUUUGUAAGGAAAAACGGUGCUCACGGACCAGCUGUUUGGGGAAGAAACGGUGGCCAUGGCUGGAGACAGACACACAUAACUUUACGAGGACUAGGCAUCAAGAGUGUUAUUUUCAAAGGAGAGAAAGGAAAAGGAAGAACUGGGGAUAUUGGCCUAGAUGAUGUGAUCUUGAGGAGAGGACGCUGCUCUGAAGAGCAUUAGCAAAGACAAUGGACCAGCACAGUCAUCUCCUUCUCAUGCAAUUCCUACCAAGCUUUGAAACAGAACUGCAUGAAUGAGAAGAAGAAGUGGGAGAGCAACAACUUCUUGGUGGUCUGCUAAGUGCAAUCUCAUGGAAACUUCACUUAAAUACGUGGAGAGCACCUCCCAGGAUUCAGGAAAUCCAAUCUCAGGCUGGUUCUUUCUAUUAAUCCUUUACCCUUAAUUACAUAGUUUCUAUGUAAUAACUUUAUCCCUUAUGGUGAGUGUUCACAGAAAGAGCACUCAUGAAAAAGGGAGAAUUAAUUACAAAUGGUGGCAAAAGGAAGCUCCAGCUCAAAGUUUUAGUGUUAACUGACAAUCAUUAACUUCCCAUAGUGCUAGUCUUUCAUUGAUUAGAUUUAACAGACAGUGGGAUUGAUCUAGCUUGGGUCACAUUGGAUCAGUGAGAGCCUGGACCUGAACUUUGGCUUGCUGCCACUGACCUUUGAAGAAGGGUUUGCUUUGUAUUAAAUAGCAUUUACUUUGCUGUUGCAUCUGUAUUAACAAAACCCAGUUAUCUAGAGUAGGCAUUGCAUCCUGUAAUAUUGCUCCUGCCGUGUUUUGUGUAUAUGUGUAUGGUUAACAUAUUUAUGUUUUUAAUAUUUACAGACUCUAGUUGCAAGGUAAUUGGCAGCUGUACUUUCUUAUUGUACAAGACAGGAGUUCAGCAUGUUCUUCAGUACCGCUGGUCCUGCCAAGUUACCAAAGUCAGUUUAUGGUGCUCACUGAAAAAUGCUGGUGCAGUUCUUCAUGUUGUAACGUCCUGAAGGCAAAAGACCAAACACUCACCUGAUA